AUGCGUUUAGCGGUCAUUAUAUUAAUAACAUUGAUUGCUGGUACGAAUGCGAUAUCAUUUUUGACCAAUGAAUGGACAGAAAGUAUGAAACAGUUCUUUCAGCAAACGCAGCAAAAAAUUGGCGAAAAGGCUAAUGACUUUUUAGAUGAACUUGGGAAAAAGCUUGAUGAUGCACAAAACUUUGUUGAACAAUCAAAAGAUGUCUUUAGCACGGUUGGGAGAAAUUUGAAAAAUAGUGGUGAAAAAUUAAAAGUUGCAGUAAUGAAAACAGCCGAAACAACAUUACGUGGAGCUGGUGAUGAA
Loa loa (African eye worm) is the source of this 303-nucleotide messenger RNA. RefSeq lists its product as hypothetical. NCBI's taxonomy places the organism in Eukaryota, Metazoa, Nematoda, Chromadorea, Rhabditida, Onchocercidae. The annotation marks the transcript as partial. The transcript is spliced from 2 exons. The record is from RefSeq and is a predicted model, not a curated record.